AUGGAGGUGUUAAAAAGUAAUAAAAAUAAUGAUAAAAGAAAAUCAACAGGAAGUACAAUUCAAAAAGAAGAAGAAAAUGAAAAAAAACAACGAAGAAAUAGUGAAGGGAGUAAAUAUUUAAAAGAAGAAAGGAAAGAAAAUAAAAUAAUUGAAUAUAAAGAAAAAGAAAGUCCAAAAGAAAAUAAAAAGAAAGAAAUGUUAUUUAUUCCAUUUGAAAAAAGUGAUAAAGAAAAAGAAAAAGAUGAAAAAAUUAAAAGAAAAGGAGGAUUAGGAUUAGAAGAAAUAAUUGCAGUAAUAAUGUAUUCCGAUAGUAUUAAUACAGUUAUUAAUAUGAGAUAUGUUAGUAAACAUAUUUAUUCAGCUAUUAGACAUGUUUCAACAAAUCCAUAUUAUAGUGAAAAAAAAAUAAAUAAAACAAUUGGAAUGAAAAAAAGAAUUAUUACAGCAAGAAAAGAUUUAUUAGUAUUUAGAAAUUUAAAACAUUUUAAAGGACAAUUAGAAACAAUAGAAACAAUUAUGGCAAAUAAAUUAUUAAAAUAUGAAUCAUUAAUGAUAAUUAAUGAUUUUUCAAAUGUUAAUCAUAAUAUUUUUCAAUCAAUUAAACAUAAAGUUAUUGAUUUAACAAUUAUUCUUUAUCCAGAAAUUAUAAUUGAUUUUGAAGGACUUAUAUCAUUAAAACGAUUAAGAAUUGAUUUUAAUAAUAAUGAUGUAUCAAUAUUUGAAGAAUUAAUAAAAGAAUGUCUUUUAAAAAUUAAAAAGAAUAAUAAAUUAAAAGAAAUAUAUUUUAAAUGUAAUGGAAGAUAUUCAUUAAUAUUAGGAAAAAUAUUAAGUGAUUGUGAUUUAAUUAAUCAAGAAAUAUAUAUUAGAUUUGAUAAAAUAACAGAAGGUGAAUGUCAAGGAUUUAUUCAAAAUCAACCAUUUGCUCAUAUCUUUGUAACAAAAAAUGAAUUAAUUGAUAGUGUAUUAAAUGAUAAAGUAAAAUUAAUGCCAGAUAAUGAAAAUAUUUAUUGGAUAUCUAGUUCAUUAAUAAUAAAAAAAGAAUUUAUUAAAGAAUUUAGUUUAUUAAAUUGUCCAAUUAAAAUGAAUAUUAAUGGAAUAUGUGAUAAUGAAGAUAUAAAAACAAUUGAUAUUACUACAUGUACUACAUUAACUUCUAUUGUAUUUAAUGAUUGUCAUUAUAUUAAUAAAUGUUCAUUAUUAUUACCUAAAAAUAUUAUUUCUUUUGGAAUGAUUAAUACAGAUUCAAUUAGUAUUCCAGAAUUAAAUGAAUGUUAUAUUCAAAAAUUAGAAUUAAUAUCAUGUAAUUCAUUUUAUACAUUAAAUAUUCCAACAUCAUUAAUAGAAUUAUCUAUUGAUAAAUGUAUUUUAUUAACUUCAUUAGAAAAUUUAAAUAAAGCAAAAUUACAAAAUUUAAAAAUAAUAAGUUGUUCUAAAAUAGUUAAAUUAGAUAUUCCAUCUACUCUUACAUAUCUUCAACUUAAUGAUUGUUUAUCAAUUACUCAUCUUUUAAAUUUAGAAAAUGCAUCUGUUAAAGAUUUAUAUUUAAAAUAUUGUACUUCUCUUACAACAUUAUGUCUUCCUUCAUUAUUAACUUUAAUUCAAAUUAGUAAUUGUGAAAAAUUAAUUGAACUUAGAAAUUUUACAGAAUUAAAAUUAUUAUCAUUUGAAACUAUUGGACCAUUUAAUGUUGAUAAUUUAUUAUUUCCAUCUUCUCUUACUUAUUUAAAUCUUCAAAAUUAUAGUUCAACUCAAACUACUACAUUAACUAAUCUUACUGAACUUUAUCAAUUGAAAGAUCUUAGAAUAUCAGAUGCUAAAUAUCUUGAAAUGUUAUCAUUUCCACCUAAUUUAACUUCACUUAUUCUUCAUGGAUGUCAUUCACUUACUUUUUAUCCUAAUUUAAUGGAUUUACCAUUAAAAAUGAUGGAUAUUACAGCAUGUGAUGCAUUAACUUGUUUAAGUUUUCCAACAACAUUAACAAAAAUGAUAAUAAAUGAUUGUCAACAUGUUAUUGAAUUUCCUAAUUUAGAAGAAAUGACAGUAUUAAAAAAUAUAGAAUUAACUCAAUGUCCUAGUUUAGAAAUUAUUCGUUUUCCACUUUCUUUAGAAUAUUUAAAUAUUUCUAAAUGUAAAAAUUUAUUAACAUUACCUAAUUUACAUGAAUUAAAUAUUCCUUUUAAAAAUUUAUUACCUUUCUAUUACAAUCUUAAACAUCCAUUUAUUCCAACUUCUCUUACUGGAAUUAUUAUUGAAGCUUGGGAAUGUAUUUCUUUACCAAAUUUAAUAAAUAUUCCUCUUCAAGAUCUUCAAAUACUUAAUUGUUCAUUUUUAACUUCAUUAAGUUGUCCUUCUACUAUUUCUUUUCUAGAAAUUAGUGGAUGUAAAUCAAUUUCUAAAAUUUUUAAUCUACAAAAAUUAAAUAUUCAAAUACUUAAAAUUUGUUAUUGUUCUUCAUUAAAAUCAAUUAAAUUACCAUCAACUAUUUCAAAAUUAGUUAUGUAUGAUAAUAUGAAUAUUACUCUUCCAAAUAUUAAAAAAAUUUCAAUGAAAUAUUUAUAUUUAGAAUCUAUGGAAAAUAUUAAAUCAAUUACAAUCCCUUCUACUUUAACAAAAUUAGAAUUAAAAGAAUGUCCUUCUUUAUCUUCUCUUUUUAAUUUAUCUGAUGCUCCUAUUAAAGAAAUUCAUUUAUUUUCUUGUAAAAAAGUUAAAUCAUUAACAUUACCUACUACUAUUACUAAAUUAGUAUUAGAUUCUUUUAAGAGAUUAACUUCUUUAGAUAAUUUACAAAAACUUACAUUAGAAUCUUUAAAACUUUCAGGAUUAAAACAAAUUAAAAGUUUUAAAUUCUCUUCUCAUCUUACUAAACUUGAAUUAAGUAAUUGUUUUAAUAUUCGUACUUUAAAUUCAAUAACUUCUCUUCAACUUAAAGAAUUAUCAUUAUUUAUGAUGGAAAAUCUUAAAACAUUAGAACUUCCAACUAUAUUAACUAAAUUAAGAUUAGAUAAUUGUAAAGUAUUAGAAUUAUCUUCUAUUGAAAUGUUAAAUUUCUUAAAUGUUUUAGAAAUAAUUCGUUGUCCUUCUUUAAAAACUCUUUCACUUUCAACUCAUUUAACUGAUUUAUCUAUUAUUGAAUGUUCAAAUUUAAUAGAACUUAAACAUCUUCAUGAAUUAUCUAUUCGUCCUUCAUUAUUAUUGGAAAUUAGUUUAACUUUAAAUAGUCCUAUUUUAACACAAAAUAUAUUAAAUGAUUCAAUUAAAAAUAAUAAAAUUGAACUUAAAGAAUGGAAAUGUGUUCAUUUAGAUUCUUUUAAUCAAAUUAAUGUUAAACAUGUUAUUGUAAAUUCAUGUAUUAAUUUACAAUCUAUUUCUUUUGGUUCAUGUCUUGAAGACCUUGAAAUUAAUGAUUGUUCUUCAUUAACUUCUCUUUCUUGUCAUGAUUAUUCUUUAAAACAAUUAUUAUUAAAGAAUUGUUUAGUAUUAUCUAAUAUUACUUUUCCAUUUACUUUACAAUCUAUUCGUAUUGAUAAUUGUAAUGAUUUACUUUCAUUAAAUAUUAAUAACUCAACUUCAUUAACUAAAAUUGAUUGUACAAAUUGUAAUCAUCUCCAAUAUAUUGAUGUUCCAACUUCAUUACAAUUUAUAUCGGUUAAUGGUUGUGAUAAUUUAGAAACUUUUAAUCAUCUUGAUACUUCAUUAAUUCAAGAAUGUUUUAUUAGUAAUUGUGAUUGUAUUGAAUCAUUAUCACCUCCUUCUACUAUUUCUAAACUUCAAAUUCAAAAUUGUUAUUCUCUUCAUACUAUUGAAAAUAUUGAUAAUUUAAAAAAUCUUCCAAGAGAUGUUAUUUCUUCUUUCAAAAGAAUUAUGAAACAUUAA
Messenger RNA from Entamoeba nuttalli P19, 3873 nucleotides. Its product is annotated as leucine-rich repeat containing protein. Bases 1 to 3873 code for a protein of 1290 amino acids. The transcript has a single exon. NCBI's taxonomy places the organism in Eukaryota, Evosea, Mastigamoebida, Endamoebidae. The record is from RefSeq and is a predicted model, not a curated record.